Molecule: messenger RNA, 825 nt
Organism: Echinostoma caproni
Lineage: Eukaryota; Metazoa; Platyhelminthes; Trematoda; Plagiorchiida; Echinostomatidae
Source: the annotation of a GenBank genome assembly
AUGUCCGGUCUGUCGUUUCGGGCCUAUAUUAAAAGAAUUUGGAAAGCACUGGAGCUGGUGGCCAUUCUGCUAUACGUCCUGGGAAUGGCACUGCAUUUAAUGCUUGUGUUCGAAACCGGUGGUCGAUUCAAUGCCAUGCCAAUUGACCCGGUGAACACGGUUCAGCAAACAUUGCUACGCAUGGCCGAUGUGUUUUACGGAUUAUCACUGUUUCUCUUCUUCUAUCGCCUGCUUGAAGCUUUCACGGCGGAUAUAAGUAUCGGGCCUUUAGUGAUCAUGGUUCAGACUAUGCUGGUCAAAGAUCUGCUACCAUUUCUGGCUUUGUUCAUAGUGUCACUGGUUAGCUUCUCCAUAUUACAAUGGAUUGUCGCGUUCAAAAACACCGCCAGUCCGUUCGCUCUGAUCAAUUUGCGGACUCUGUUCGAUGCAUUGCAAAUGGCUUAUUUCCAAAUUUUUGGCGAAUACAGUCUGGACUCACUGACUGGCAGUGGUGAAAAAUCUUUCCGGGACCAACCGUCAAGAGAAAGACAGUUGAAGCACUGGGAACGUUUGCGUUUUUGGGACUAUCAGCGUUACGUGCUUUUCGGUCGAAGUCGACGGAAAAAUCAGACCACAAAAGCUGUCAGUGUAAGAACUAUGGUACUGUCCGGUCAAGGUGGAUCGAUGAACGCUCAGUUGGCUUCAAACAUCCAAAGUUUCCAACAAUCAGCCACGGAAAAUAUUCAGGCAAUUUUAUCUAAAACCAGUCGAGUGGAGGAAGUUGAACGGAAAACUGAUCAACUGCUCAAAAUGUUCAAGGGCCUUCAAGAUGAGGUAAUUUUGUGA